GCUGUCGAACACGGCGUAUAAAGGUGCGUGUAUACAUCGGCUGGCUCGCAGCCUCUCGUCGACGCCCGCACCCGCUUUCGCUACCGUGCAUGUGAGAUGUGCCUAGCGCCGUUGCGUUCGGGAGGAACGCGACGUUCGCCUGCAAUAGCUGCCAAUUCCUGAUCUUAGUCCUCCCAGCCUGUCGGGAUCGCCGCAACCAUCCACCAUGAGGCUGAUAAUUAACUGCCGUCUUAUAGUGCGACAAAAAGCGCCCGGAAUGCUCACAGUGCAUUCGCGUAGGCAAAAAAUGCCCCGGCUAUCGGGACCAGCUGUCUCUCAUGUUUCGAGAUGAGAGCAGCAAGGUCAUACAGAAGGCGCACGCGCAAUGGGGUUCAUCGGGACCUUCUCCUAUCGAGGUCGGUCGCAUCUCAGCUCCCGCCUCGGACUCGGUUCCGUCCUCGGACGACCCGGCUUCAACCUUGGCCGAAGCCCCAUCUGCCAGUGCUCCCCCCUCGCCUAUGCCCUUCUCCACCCCAAUUGAGCGUUGGGCUGGCCAGCCACCGAGCGCUGCUUCUGACGGCCCGUCAUCGCCACCGCGCAACCUGGUUCCCGCGAGAAUACCGAGAAAGGUAGAUUUCAAUAUCGAACAGCGGGGUUUGCACUUCUACAUCAGUCGUUAUCUCGUAGGCCACCCCGAUUCGCCAAGGACGCACGAGCAGGUGGCAGGCUACUUUUUGGCCGCGGCGAACACCGCUCAGAACGUCAUGGUCGCCGUAGGUCUCGCCGGCAUGUCCAACGUGCUAGGGGACAGGGGCAUCAACAUGCUCUCGCGUUCUAAAUACGUCACCGCUUUAAAAGACACCGGGAAGUUGCUCGCCACCGUCGAGCGGACCGGCCUCAUACCUCGCAUACGAAGUGUCAUAGCCCUUGCUCUAUUCGAGGUCGUACAAGGUAGAGGUCCUAAAGGCACGGUGGGCUCGGCCAGUACACAUAUAAACGGGGCGCUGGCUGUGUUACGCUCUGUGUUACCUCUGCCACAUUCCCCGUACGGAGGCGCUCAUGGGGCGUUGCAACUGUUGUUCUCCAUGUUCAUUCCGUAUCAGAUGAUAAAUGAGCCUCUCCCUCCCGUCUUCUUCGAAACCCUCAGGUUCAGCAAGGAGCUGAUGAACGGAAGUCCAGGGAGUUGCACUGUCGACCUAGCGCUAGCCGUAGCUCAGGUCCUACAGCUUUCGUCUAUCGUCGAGAAUACCGCGCUUACCGACGGGAGUUCGGCCACAGAUAACCUCGUGCAGCAACUUUUAAUCCUGGACGACGUAUUCGAAAGCUUGGAAGCCCGGUUGUUCGAAGCGUUUCCCUUCACGGAAAACCAAGGCGAGUAUCCGCCAGAGGCGGUUUUCCGCGGAAAGUGGCACGGGUACAGAGAGGUCUGGGGCGCGCGAACGUGGAAUCAUUAUCGAUGGGGGCGGAUCCUCGCAAACCGGAGGCUGGUCCAGUUGAUAAAUGACUAUCCCGCCUCGAGCCGCAAGUUCGCCCCUGCUGGUAGGAGAAAGCAGUGCUACGACAUGAUCGAGCGCCUUGCCGAAGGUGUCCUUAUCAGCACACCGUCUCAUUGGUACCACCCGACGCUGAGCGCCGAGGUGACUAAGAAGUUCGAGUCGAAGGGACAAGGCGGCUCCGGUGCCGUGGGUCUGCCUAGCCUUCUUUGGCAACUCACCGCCGCUGGGUGUGCACCGAACGUGCCGUUGGAAUUCUGGCAAUGGGCCUACAACGUGCUGCAGGUCGUCUGGAAGCAGAUGGGCAUGCUGCACGCCUUGGCACUAUCAGAGGUAAUGCAAGAGCACCGGGCCAGGCUGGAAAAAGCGGCAAUCAACCACAGAUUGGAGUUGGAGGGUGACUAAGGGCAGAUAAAUAUAGGUAUAUCUACAACUAUAAAGCCCAAUCCAGAAACAUGGUUUUCAAGAAAUCACGCCGAAAACCAGGACCGUGGUCGCUGUUGGAGGGCCCUAUUUUAACUGGCACGUUGGGUUCAUUAUGAGAGGGUCGCCGUCUACCCGACUUGGGGUGCGCGGUCGCCCAAAAUGCGUGUCCUGAUUUGGGGCUUUGCCAGCACCUAGAAGUAUUGAGGCCCUUCAACUCGGCCUGCGCGUCACGGGAUCGCAUCUGCCAAACCGACAGCUUGUCCGACCGGCAUCUCUGGCAAGGAGAGAUCCACAACUUGAACAGCCUGGGACGACUCUUAAACGUGGAGGAGUUUUCCUAUGGGCUUGCUCCAGUUGCUGAUGACGCUAGCAACGUGCCAGAGGAAAGGAGGAUGGGAUGGGAUGUCUUGGACAAGCAAAAUCGAUAGCAAAUUACAACGAUCAAGAAUUUUAAAGGAGUCAUGAUGUUAAUAUACUAUGUGUAGGUAACCAAGUCUUUUAGAAUGGGAAACCCCA
Molecule: messenger RNA, 2414 nt
Organism: Durotheca rogersii
Lineage: Eukaryota; Fungi; Ascomycota; Sordariomycetes; Xylariales; Xylariaceae
Exons: 3
Coding region: 318-1877 (519 amino acids)
Source: RefSeq, a predicted model, not a curated record